Closterium sp. NIES-65 is the source of this 2127-nucleotide messenger RNA. The record is from the annotation of a GenBank genome assembly. Lineage: Eukaryota; Viridiplantae; Streptophyta; Zygnematophyceae; Desmidiales; Closteriaceae.
AUGUCAACAGAACCCGAGCGCUUCUUCCCUUUCCACUCCUCCCACCUCUCCUCUGUAUCUUCCAUCACCUGGCUGCAACCGUGCCGGCCACAGAGAGCAUGGAUUGCGCGUUUCCUUCCCAACGCGCGGCGCCCGCUGUCGCAGGUCCUACUGGCGCAAAUACCAGCUCCGCCCUUCUCCGCGAGCCCAGCAGCAGCGUCCAUGGGCGUGGUCCCGGGGAGUCGCUUGCGCCGAGAGAGCGGGAGAGGCAGGGGCACGAGCGUCGACACGAGAAUAGGUACGGGUAGGGAGGGCGGCAGCGGGAGGUGGCGGAGAGGGAGUGAGAGCAGCGCGAGUGUGGAGUUCGCGGGUGGCCCUCAUGUGGGCGCCAUGAUUUCCCCGCGGGGCAGCAGCUCUGCUAGCACGAGCACGAACACGGGCAGGGGCAGCAGCGCGCAUGUGAGCCACCUGGACGCCGCUCUCAUUGGCCCCAGUGCUGCUGCGGCGUUCACUGCUGAUGUUCACGCCAUGGCCGGGCCUGCUGCCCUGCGCAACCCCGGGCUUGCUGUGCAUGGUGGCGCUGGUGCUGAGCCACAGCAAGCGCAGCCAGCACAGGGGGGGCAGCAGGCGCAGGGGAGAGAGCAGUGGUGGGGGGGACGCGGGUACCGGGAGGAGUGGGUGUCGGCAGGGUAUGGGUACGCAGACUUCCUCACAGCAGAGGUGGCGGAGUUUUUGAUGGCGAGGGAGGAGGCGCUGGUGCUGAAAGGGCAGCAGCUGGCACUGCAGUGCACCAUGGAGCAGCGCCGCGAGCCUGAGGGGCUGCUCUCCCACGCCAAUGCAAAGGCGGGUGAGCGGGGGAGGGGUGGUGUAGGGUGGGGAGGCCGCGCGGCAGGAGAGGGGGGUGCAAGGGAGGAUGCAGGUGCAGCGCUCUGUGGUGGCUCCCUGACGUCCAUCCCCCUGGCGUUCCAGCGAGUGGAGUACAAGCUGGAGUGGCGCAUGCGGGACGUGCGCCUGUGGGGCACCAAGGACGGCACCCCCCGCGACACAGACGGGCCCGGCCUCACCUCCUUGCUGCUGCUGCUGCUCUUUGUGCCGCCUGCCGUGUUCUCACGUGCAUGUGACGACGACGUGUGGCAGCUGGAGCCCGACAGAUGGUUCCCUGAUGAUGGCGACCCGUGGACCCGAACCACUGACGAGCACUUCCUCCCCGCGGGGGCGAGGGCGGGCGCUUGUACAAGCGCAGCAGCAGGCGCGUGUGUGGGCGUUGGGGAUGAUGGAAGGGGAGGUGCUGGUGCGAGGCGGUGGGACAGUGGGCCUGGUAGCAGUGGAGGCCGUGGCGUGAGUGGGUGGAAGGGGCGGGUGUGGAGUGGAGGGGUGUUGGGAGCGGCGUCGGUGAUGCAGGUGUCAGUGUCGGUGCGGCAUGGCAUCCAUGUGAGGCGCAUAGCAGAGCACAUGCGCACUGCAUUGCUGCACCUCAGAGCACGCUACCUGGGCAACCCACCGCGCGUCGCCAUCACCGCCCACUAUGCUGCCGCCCCGCCCAUCAACCUCAUCCUUUUCAUCUCUCUCGACCCGUCCUCGCUCCCCAAUACCACCCAAGGCACAAUCCCCCCCACUGCCGUGACUGCCUCCUUGUACCGCACUCCGGCGUACGAGCCUGUGCCCGCUGCCGUGGCGGUGCUGAUGGAGUUCCUCCGCUUCUCCCGCCCUGAAUUCGACCCCGCCAGGAAGUUCUGCCAGAUCGUCCGCGCCAUGCGCCACCACGGUUGGCUGCAGACGCGAGGAGGCACCGAUACGGGGCGAGCCAAGGAACCAGAAGGGACGCGUGAGCACCAGAGUGAGAGGGGAGCAGAGCAGCAAGGGUCAGUUAUGGGAGAGUUGGAACUGCAGCCGCAGUCGCAGCAGGAACAACGAGACACGGAGGAGAAGGCAGGGGAAGCGAGCGAAGGGGAGAGCAGCACGUGGCCGUGGAGGCUACCAGCGAACCACGUGGUGGUGUUCCGGCUGCUCAUCACACCGCUGGGCGCGCAGUGCUGCUUGCCGGGCGUGGAGCUGACCAACCGCGUGCUCACGCACUACCGCCCCCACGCGCACCACUUCCUGCGCGUCACCUUCACGGACGAGGGCCUAAAGACCCUGUCACCCUGA